AGUGGCUUACUGGUCAGCCAAUCAGUCGAGAGUUUGGGUUGCUUAAAAGAGCUGGCGCGGAGAGAGGCUGGGGAGAGCCCACAGGGAGACCCGCAGACACAUAAAUACGGAGAGACAGAGGAGAGAAGCUGAGACAAAGCACAGCGAGAGGACAGGACGCAAAGGCAGGGCAAGCACAGAGGCGCAGCCAGACAGAGUCCUGCAAAGGGAGAGGCUAGAGAAGCUGUGAGCAGGAGAGACAGGAGGGUGCAGGAAGACAGUUUGGAGAAGCGACCCCUGAGCAGCUCUCUUAAGUACAAGGAUUAACUUUUCUCAUCUGUGAAGGUUCUCAUCCCCUCUGAAAACUGCCUGUGGCCUUGCCACGAGGAAGCCCUAAGCUUUAGACAGGAGCUUUCUACAGCUAAGGUGUAGAGGACCUGGUGACUCCAGAUGGCCUCUGUCCCUGCCAGCAGCAGCCCCUGUGCCAUGUCCCUUACAGGCUCACAUCCCGGGAGGGGCCUGGCUGGGCUCUGGCUGUGGAGAGUCCAUCCUCGCCUGCUGCCCCCUGCAGCACCUCUUGAAGGACUGGUGUGGCUGCUGCUGCUGCUACUGCUGGUCUCUCUCCUGCCCUCAGCCAGGCCGGCUAGCCCCCUUCCCCGGGAGGAGGAGAUCGUGUUUCCAGAGAAGCUCAACGGCAGCUUUCUGCCAGGUUCGGAUGCCCCCGCUAGACUCUUGUACCGUUUGCCGGCCUUUGGGGAGAUGCUGCUGCUAGAGCUGGAGCAGGAUCCUGGUGUGCGGGUUGAGGGGCUGACUGUGCAGUACCUGGGCCAGGCACCUGAACUGCUGGGUGGAGUGGAGCCAGGCACCUACCUAACUGGCACCAUCAAUGGAGAUCCAGAGUCGGUGGCAUCUCUGCACUGGGACGGAGGAGCCCUCUUAGGGGUGUUGCAGUACCGAGGGGCUGAGCUCCACCUCCAACCCCUGGAAGGAGGCACUCUUAACUCAGCUGGGGGCCCAGGGGCCCACAUCCUUCGCCGGAAAAGUCCUGCCAGCGGCCAGGGUCCCAUGUGCAAUGUCAAGGCUCCUCCUAGGAGUCCCCAUCCCGGCCCCCGAAGAGCCAAGCGCUUUGCUUCACUGAGUAGAUUCGUGGAGACCCUGGUGGUGGCCGAUGACAAGAUGGCAGCAUUCCAUGGUGCAGGCCUAAAGCGUUAUCUGCUGACAGUUAUGGCAGCAGCAGCCAAGGCCUUCAAGCACCCAAGCAUCCGCAAUCCUGUCAGCUUGGUGGUGACUCGACUAGUGAUUCUGGGGUCAGGCCAAGAGGGGCCUCAGGUGGGGCCCAGUGCUGCCCAGACACUACGCAGCUUCUGUGCCUGGCAACGGGGCCUCAAUACACCAGAGGACUCGGACCCUGACCACUUCGACACAGCCAUUCUGUUUACCCGUCAGGACUUAUGUGGGGUCUCCACUUGUGACACUCUGGGUAUGGCUGAUGUGGGCACUGUGUGCGACCCGGCUCGAAGUUGUGCUGUGGUAGAGGACGACGGGCUCCAGUCAGCCUUCACUGCUGCUCAUGAACUGGGCCAUGUGUUCAACAUGCUUCACGAUAACUCCAAGCAGUGCAUCAGUUCGAAUGGGCAGGGAAGCAGCUCCCACCACGUCAUGGCUCCUGUGAUGGCUCACGUGGACCCCGAGGAGCCCUGGUCUCCCUGCAGUGCCCACUUCAUCACUGAAUUCCUGGACAAUGGCUACGGACACUGUCUCUUAGACAAGCCAGAGGCUCCCCUGAAUCUUCCUGUGACUUUUCCUGGAAAGGACUACGAUGCUGACCGCCAGUGCCAGCUGACCUUUGGGCCUGAUUCACACCACUGUCCACAGCUGCCACCACCCUGUGCUGCUCUCUGGUGCUCUGGCCACCUCAAUGGUCAUGCCAUGUGCCAAACCAAGCACUCACCUUGGGCUGAUGGCACCCCCUGUGGGCCCACACAGGCCUGCAUGGGUGGUCGCUGCCUCCACGUGGACCAGCUCAAGGACUUCAAUGUUCCACAGGCUGGUGGCUGGGGUCCUUGGGGACCAUGGGGCGACUGCUCUCGGACCUGUGGGGGUGGUGUCCAGUUCUCCUCCCGGGACUGUACAAAGCCUGUGCCCCGGAAUGGUGGCAAGUACUGUGAAGGCCGUCGCACUCGUUUCCGCUCCUGCAACACCCAGAAUUGCCCAACUGGCUCAGCAUUGACCUUCCGUGAGGAGCAGUGUGCUGCCUACAACCAUCGCACUGACCUCUUCAAGGGCUUCCCAGGGCCCAUGGACUGGGUUCCUCGCUACGCUGGUGUGGCCCCUCGGGACCAGUGCAAACUCACCUGCCAGGCCCAGGCACUGGGCUACUACUAUGUGCUGGAACCACGGGUAGUGGAUGGGACCCCCUGUUCCCCGGACAGCUCCUCAGUCUGUGUCCAGGGCCGCUGCAUCCACGCUGGCUGUGACCGCAUUAUUGGCUCCAAAAAGAAGUUUGACAAGUGCAUGGUGUGUGGCGGAGACGGCUCCAGCUGCAGCAAGCAAUCCGGCUCCUUCAGAAAAUUCAGGUACGGGUACAACACCGUGGUCACUAUCCCUGCAGGGGCCACCCAUAUCCUUGUUCGGCAACAAGGACCCCCUGGCCCUCGGAACAUUUACUUGGCUUUGAAGCUCGAAGAUGGCUCCUAUGCCCUGAAUGGUGAAUACACACUGAUGCCCUCCUCCACAGAUGUGGCACUGCCUGGGGCAGUUAGCUUGCACUACAGUGGGGCCACUUCAGCCUCAGAGACACUGUCGGGCCAUGGGCCACUGGCCCAGCCCUUGAUACUACAAGUCCUGGUGGCUGGCAACCCACAGAAUGCUCGGCUUCGGUACAGCUUCUUCGUGCCCCGGCCAGUCCCUUCCACACCACGGCCGCCUCCACAGGACUGGCUGCACCGUCGGGCACAGAUCCUGGAGAUCCUCCGGCGUCGCCCCUGGGCGGGCAGGAAAUAACCUCACCAUCCCGGCUACCCUUUCUGGGCGCCGGGGCCUCAGACUCAGCUGGGAAAAUGAGGGGGCUUCUGCCGCUUCCUCAUGUUAAGACACAGCGGGGAGGGGUUGUGGGGUGCAGCCUACCCCUGCUCUCUGGCCUGCUGUGCAGGCUGGCCCUGCGCUUAUCUCCCAAGAGGGCAGGGAUGGGUUGGUGCACAAAAGGGGCUAGGAGACAGUCUCCUACCUACACUGUCCCCUCUUCCCUGCAGGCCACAGGUGGCAGGGGGAAGGCAGGGAGGGUCCUGGACCCCAGUUAUAUUUAUUAGGUAUUUAUUCACUUUUACUUAGCACCAGGGAAGGGGACAAGGACUAUGGUCCUAGGAAACUGACCUCCACCCCUCAUAGUACUUGCCCUGGCUCGGAAAUCCAGGGUGACAGUGAUAAGUGUAAGUGGUGUGUGUGGGGGUGUGUAUGCGUAAAAAUGUGUGUGUGCACUUAUGUAUGAGGUACAACCUGCCCUGCUUUCCUCUCUCUGAAUUUAAUUUCUGGGGGAGGGAAAAGCCAAGGACAGGAGAAGCCUUCAGGGAGUGACAGGUUAUCAUAUUUGUAAGAUGUAUGUUGAAUUCUUCUAUUUAUGUGCUCCAUUUGAGUCAGACAGGUGUGGAUUGCAUCUUGGCUCCGUGACUCUGAGCAUUAGUUUUCUAAUUUUCCAAUAAUAAUACCUCCUUAGAGAUUCAUUGUUGUGUGGGUAAUGUAAAUAAAGAACUAGCACAAUGCA
Cavia porcellus (domestic guinea pig) is the source of this 3739-nucleotide messenger RNA. RefSeq names its product ADAM metallopeptidase with thrombospondin type 1 motif 4 (gene Adamts4). The record is from RefSeq and is a predicted model, not a curated record. Lineage: Eukaryota; Metazoa; Chordata; Mammalia; Rodentia; Caviidae. Gene Ontology annotation, molecular function: metalloendopeptidase activity. Gene Ontology annotation, cellular component: extracellular matrix. Gene Ontology annotation, biological process: proteolysis; extracellular matrix organization. Bases 430 to 2982 code for a protein of 850 amino acids. The transcript has 9 exons.